Messenger RNA from Gossypium raimondii (Peruvian cotton), 1709 nucleotides. Its product is annotated as beta-amyrin 16-alpha-hydroxylase CYP87D16. Bases 64 to 1506 code for a protein of 480 amino acids. The record is from RefSeq and is a predicted model, not a curated record. Gene Ontology annotation, biological process: sterol metabolic process. NCBI's taxonomy places the organism in Eukaryota, Viridiplantae, Streptophyta, Magnoliopsida, Malvales, Malvaceae. The transcript is spliced from 9 exons. Gene Ontology annotation, molecular function: monooxygenase activity; oxidoreductase activity, acting on paired donors, with incorporation or reduction of molecular oxygen; iron ion binding.
UAAAGAAAGAAAUCAAAUUCUGCUUUUCAACUCCUUCCCCAUUUCAGUUUUGGUCAAAUAAUAAUGGAGAUAUGGUAUGUUUGGGUUUUCAUAAUAUCUUUUUUCAGUGUAAGUGUAGGUAACUGGAUUUAUAGGUGGAGAAACCCUAAAUGCAAGGGCAAACUCCCUCCUGGUUCCAUGGGAUUCCCUCUAAUAGGAGAGACCCUUAGCUUCUUUGCCACUUCCAACUCCAUUGACAUGCAUUCUUUCAUUAAUGAAAGAUUGAAAAGAUACGGUCCGUUGUUCAAGACAAACAUAGCGGGUCGACCGGUGGCGGUGUCAUCAGAUCCCGAAUUCAACUACUUCUUGCUGCAACAAGAAGGGAAACUCAUCGAACUCUAUUACAUGGAUUCCUUUUCACAGAUGAUACACCACGAUAACAUGAGUAACCUAGGUGGCUACUUCCACAGGUAUCUACGGCGCUCCAUUCUCGGUCAUUUCGGGCAUGAGCCACUCAAACGUAAGCUGUUGUCUGAGCUUGAGGAUGUAAUAAACCAAGAAUUACAUAAGUGGACCAAUCUGCCAGAGGUCGAUGUAAAACGCCAAACUGUUCCCAUGUUAUUUGAUUUAACCUCACAGAUCCUGAUGAGCCAUAAACCAGAAGAAAAUUUAGGUGAAGAUUUAAACAACAUGUUGCAAUCAAUUAUGACAUUUCCUUUAUAUAUCCCUGGGACCACUUUCUACAAAUGUAUACAGAAGAAAAGAAAAGCAAUAAAGCUGACAAGUAGGGUUGUAGAAGAGAGAAUGAAGGGGUACUCUUGUGAUAAUUCAGCAGAAGGUUGCAAUAAAACGGGAGAUUAUUUGGAUGAAAUAGUAGGAGACAUUGGGAAAGAAGCAUUUUUGACGAAGGAAUUCGUGCCUUACCUUCUGUUUGGGCUACUCCUUGCUACUGUCGAGACUAUUUCUCCCACUAUCACUUUGGCUACCAUGUAUCUACUGGACAACCCAUCGGCUUUGCAACAAUUAACAGAGGAGCAUGAGGAAAUUCUAAAGAACAGAGAAGAUGCCAAUUCUGGACUUGUAUGGGAGGAAUACAAAUCCAUGACGUUCACUCGUUACGUGAUUAAUGAAACACUUAGGUUAGAAAAUGUUCUUCCUGGGAUGCUGAGGAAGGUUAUAGCUGACAUUCACGUCGAUGGAUAUACAAUACCAAAAGGUUGGGUCCUAUUGGUUAUGCCCACAGCACUUCAUCUAAACCCUAAUAUAUAUGAAGAUCCUCUUACCUUCAACCCUUCAAGAUGGAAGAACAUUGGGAGCAAUGGAAUGGCAAAGAACUUCAUACCAUUUGGAGGAGGGAAUAGGCCGUGUGCUGGGGCAGAGUUCAGCAAGGUUCUAGUGGCUGUCUUUUUACAUGUCUGGGUCACCAAAUUCAGGUUCACAAAAAUCAAGGGAGGGAACAUUGUUCGUUCACCCAUUCUGGAAUUUACAGAUGGUUUCUACGUUAAUGUUUCAAGGAAACAUGGUUAAAAUACACCCACAAUAGACAUAUAUAUUAAAAUGCUAUACAUAUGUGAGUUCAUUAAUGCCAGUGUUUUGAUUUUAUCCAUAACAUUAGUUAUAAAUAUUAGUGAUAAUUUCAGUCUACAAGUGCCCAAAUGUAUGUUCGGACAUGUACUUAUGAUUGUACUAUAUUUAUAGAUCAUGAAUGUAUCCAUUCUGGGUUGUGAACA